Messenger RNA from Cannabis sativa, 1922 nucleotides. RefSeq names its product NAC domain-containing protein 72. Gene Ontology annotation, molecular function: DNA binding. NCBI's taxonomy places the organism in Eukaryota, Viridiplantae, Streptophyta, Magnoliopsida, Rosales, Cannabaceae. Bases 275 to 1717 code for a protein of 480 amino acids. Gene Ontology annotation, biological process: regulation of DNA-templated transcription. The record is from RefSeq and is a predicted model, not a curated record. The transcript is spliced from 6 exons.
GUGUUGUGUCUAUGAAUUUGAUCAAACUAAAGUCAAGUCAACCAACAUGUACGGAUUGCUCCAACAAAAAUGUAUUGUGUUUCUUUUGUUUCUUACGAAUAUAUAUAACCCAGUUCCACCCCACUCUUGCUCUUGAGUUGGGGUGUUAUGGCUAAAACCUCUUAGUUUGAUUACUCUGUUUCUGCUUCGAAUUAAUCUGAUUCUUCACCUCUAAUCUGUAACACCCUUUAACCCAUUUUCCUCUUCCAAUCAUUUUCUUACCUCAAAAAACUCAAUGAGUUGCCGCGCAAUAGUAUUGCCUACAAAUGCGCCUGUUGGAUUCAGAUUCAGUCCCACAGAAGAGGAGGUCAUCAAUCACUAUUUGAAGUUAAAGUAUCAGGGAAAGAAUGAUGUGGUCGACCCGGUCAUGGCCACAGUCGAUUUCUGCGCCUUUGAACCUUGGGAGUUACCUCGUAAAUCGAUGAUCGAGUCCAAUGAUCAGGUGUGGUGGUUCUUCUGUCCACGAGAUUAUAAGUACAACAACAGUAGACGUUCAAACAGGACGACCAAAUCAGGUUACUGGAAGAUCACUGGAAAGGGACAGAAAAUUAAAUCGAUUAAUGGUGUCAUCAUAGGAGGGAAGAGGAUUUUGGUGUUUCAUAGAAGUCCUUGCCCUGGCCAAGGGACUGAAUGGGUCAUGCAUGAGUAUCAUCUUGAACCUGAGAAUCCCAAACCUAACCAGAAGUCCUAUGUUGUUUGCCGCUUGGAGCGAAAAACUGACGAGAAAGCGCUGAAGACAACUAGUCCUGACUAUGAAACAGGUCAACCAAGUGGUGGAAACACGCCUGAUAAUGAUCAUCUGUUAUCUGGGAAAUUCCAGUUCCCUGGUGUCAACCAACUGAAUCUCGAAUCGUUGUUACUACCACAAAACUCACGAAAUGACAAUUUUGGAUUUCUCACUGGAAACCAAGACUCAUUUGGAGAUGUUGAAGCGGCCCAUGAUUUUGCGAAUUCACUCAUUGUUGAUCCUGAAGAAAAUGACAUUGGAGCAACUGCAAAGAGGGUGUAUUUUCAGGAUGGUCCAGAUAGCAGUGACACAGACAAUGAACGGAUAAUGCAAGCUUUGCAAAGUUCAGGCUCGAUUGGCUUACGGGAAGAUUCAAAGAGGGUCCGGCAUAUGCAAAUGGCCAGUACACCAAGUGAAACUCACCAUACUUAUAUGGUUGGUAAUGCUGGACAAGAAACUAUAGUUGGUGGUCAUUUCUCCGAAGAGGAUACUUCAUCUGACGACUUCACACCAGCAAGAGAGAUCAAUCGUCGAACAUUUGGGAGUAUCGAUAUUAGCUUUGAUGAAGAUGAGAUUUCUGCAAGAAGAGGGGUUCGCCUUCAGCCACCAUUGAAAGUUUCAAAUGUGGCAGACCCUGGAAACAAGGCCAGAGAUGCUGCAAAACACAGUGUUACUUCUGUUCACAGGCCCGGGAAGGAGUCUAAUGAGGCGCCCGAAAAUGUUAGAAAGAAGGCUCACAUCAGCAGCAGCAGCAGCGGAGAGUAUGUAUUGCAAGCAGGCGGCGUGCCAACAGUUAGCAGUAAAUGGAAGAGUUUCUUUACUUUCGAGGAAACGCCGACUGUCUUGAGCUGUGAUACAACUCCACCGUCUGUGUACCUACUCAACAUGGUUGUGGGGGUGGUUUUGUUCCUUGUUUUUGUUAGGGAACUGGUGUUAUUUGGAAGCUGUUGAUAAAAUUCAGUACAAAUUAAAACUGUAGUUCUUCUUUUUGCUUGCUGUUGUCUAAGUUUUCCUCUUUACUUGGGGUAUAAGGAAUAAUGGAGGUUGUUCUUGAUAUAGAACUAUGAAAUUUCAACAGAAUCGACCAUAAUCAAUAGUUUUUAACUGGGGUUUUGUAUAUACUAUUUGGUUCAUGAACUUUAAUGUUUACUCUGUA